This is a messenger RNA of Dentiscutata heterogama, 531 nucleotides long. The record is from the annotation of a GenBank genome assembly. NCBI's taxonomy places the organism in Eukaryota, Fungi, Glomeromycota, Glomeromycetes, Diversisporales, Gigasporaceae.
AUCGAUUCUCCAUGCUCUUUUCAACGGUUUAUUAUAGCUAUGCAAUCUCUUCUUCGAGUAAAGAUUGUACCUCCGAUUUCUAGGGGAAAAGACCAGGAUGUUAAUGUUCUCACAAACAUAGAUCUCAUAUAUGAUUACUUUGAGGUUCUUCCCAAGUAUAAGCUUCGAUGUCGUAUCUGCUCUCAAUGUUAUCUGGCUAUAUUAACACGUGUAGACGAUCUUCGACAGCAUCUUCGUAAAGAGCAUAAAGAAGCAUUUGAAGAGCUGUCUUUGAAAUACUUUUUGCGAGAUUAUGCAUACCUUCAUUAUAAUUGGGCAACGGGAAAACAUGAUUAUGCGAGCGCAACGGAGUUUCUUACCAAAUAUGAACAUCUUUUUUUAUAUUAUGAAAUUUUUUAUUAUAAUCUUUCAAAAAUUGAUUCUUCUUGGUCGAUUCAACGUUUGAUGAUGGCUGCCCAUUUACUUCGUGUAAAACUUUAUUCACCACCGUUGAUGUCGGUUAUUGAGGAGGAAAUUUGCAAUAAUCAAUAA